Molecule: messenger RNA, 1296 nt
Organism: Drepanopeziza brunnea f. sp. 'multigermtubi' MB_m1
Lineage: Eukaryota; Fungi; Ascomycota; Leotiomycetes; Helotiales; Drepanopezizaceae
Source: RefSeq, a predicted model, not a curated record
AUGGACGAGCCGACGAGGAAAGAGGGAGAAGACCCGAUACACAAGACAAGAAGCAAUCCGAAAUCCACCAUAUGCACACGAACAAUUGCGUGCGGCCCAGUGUCAAGAUACAUUGAUCUAUGCGAGAGAGAGCGAGAGAAAGAGAGAGAGAGAGAGAGAGAGAGAUCCGACGCGAGGUCGGAUAGGAGGGGCCAGUGGGAGGAAUUCGAUAGUACGCCGGAACGCCUUACGUACGGGUAUGAAGUGUUUGUGGACAAUACGCGCCUCCGACGAUCAUGUACAAGGAGAGUGGGCGGAGGGGCAGAGGAAGAUGCUCGUAUCGCUCCCGGACCGGACCAAGAGGAGGGACGACGAACCGAUGGGGUUGUGUCAGCUGGGUCGACGCCAUGGGCUGCGGCGGUCGCCGGAGCCAUGUCCGCACUUACCGGCGCUCUACUUCCGACGGACCGGCUUAUUGUUCCCCGACCCAUCGUAGACCGUUCCCCCAACCUUCUGCGAGAGGCCGAAGCCGAGCCCGAGAGCCACACCCAGGACGGCGAGGACGAUCACGGUCACGAUCAAGCUCUUGUACAACUUGCUCAGCCUUGCCCAGCAAGCACACCGCGCGCGCUGCAACUUCUGUGCCUUUCUCUGCUGCUUCAUGUGCUUGCGGCCGGGCCAGGCCGGGUCAACCUUGCUGCACUUCUGCGUCACCCGGCCCGACUUCGACUGCGAGGCUCUGGUCUUCUGCUCCGUCAGGCACUGAGCCUCGAGGUCGGAAUACAUGUCGUUCCGAUCGCGGGAGACGGUAUAGGCGAAGGUGGUUUCGAGACUCUUUUCGUAGCUGGGCGUGGGCGGCAGGGAGACGGUGUGGGCCGAGUCGACAUCGUGGAUGGUCGAGAGGACGCGUGCGGAGGCCUGGCGGCUGGGGGAGGGACGACUGAUGGUGAGGAAGUCUGCGCCCGGCUUGACCUCGCUCUCGCUCUCGCUCUCCACCUCGACCUCGACGUCGUUGCGGCGGUGUUGGGUCGACGCGGUCUGUCAGCCACGUCAAUCGGCAAGGGAAUGGGGGCGGCCGCGCAGCGAGAUCAGCUCCCCCUCAGCCUUCCGCCGGACAGACAGACACCGGUACGGAGGACGGGCAUGUCCCAGCACCAGUCCGGAAUAAUCCCAGUUGAGCAUCAACAUCAACAACAACAGCAACGACAGCAGCAACAACAACAACAACAACACCAAUAUUCAUAUACACAACACCAAGUCCGAAACACCAAAUAUUUAAAUAUAUUAACAUACACAUAUAUCCCCAUCUCCAUUUGA